Molecule: messenger RNA, 757 nt
Organism: Harmonia axyridis
Lineage: Eukaryota; Metazoa; Arthropoda; Insecta; Coleoptera; Coccinellidae
Exons: 4
Coding region: 129-704 (191 amino acids)
Source: RefSeq, a predicted model, not a curated record
UAAUAGAUAACGUUAACGUCAAAUCGAAUUAAAAUCCAACGGAUUUUGAUAAAAGAAUCGUCACAAUAAAUGUGAUGAUUCUGUAUAAAAAGAGGUUUUGGUCAUUCUUCUUAUAGUAAAUAGUCAAGAUGAAAUCGAUCUUAUAUCUUGUAAUUUUUUCUAUUAUGUCCUCUGUUUGGUCCUUAAGAUGUACGCAGAAGUACCACUUUUGGCGCCCUUUUAUAGGGGAACAUUCUGAUGAAACUGACUACAUCGCAGGAAGGGAUAUCUAUGGUAAACAAUUUUAUAUAGGAAAAAUCAUUUCACCUGUAGAGAGGCGAGCUUGGACUUUCUCGACUCUACUCCUUCAUGACUAUGUGAAUAUUGCAUUUGAGGAUCACAGAGUGUUCAGAGUAGAUCGCUGUAUUGAGAUUCUCUCUGUUGAGCCAAGAUAUCAAUCAAAAUUUGAUUGGUAUAUGAUUCGAAAGGAGUAUGAGUUAGAUCUUAUUCAGCAAUACAAUAUGUGCUAUGUGCUCGGUGGGCUUUUCAGGUUUAACGACAAAGUAAUAGCUGCCUAUAUAGGAAGGUAUAUGAUGAAUGGAACAAUCUUUAUUGGACCAGUGUUCACUACAAGAUGGACUAUGGAACCAGGAAUGCAUUUUUUGGAUGGUUAUAUACCACACCAUCGGAAAGCAGGUUUUCAAAUAUUGACUCAUCGCUCUUGAAUGAAAACAGUGUGGUCUGGUGAUCUAUUUCAACAAUAAAUCAUUUACAAACU